Messenger RNA from Conger conger (European conger), 1143 nucleotides. It is a transcript of the gene her8.2, whose product is annotated as hairy-related 8.2. Lineage: Eukaryota; Metazoa; Chordata; Actinopteri; Anguilliformes; Congridae. The record is from RefSeq and is a predicted model, not a curated record. The transcript is spliced from 4 exons. Gene Ontology annotation, molecular function: protein dimerization activity; RNA polymerase II cis-regulatory region sequence-specific DNA binding; DNA-binding transcription factor activity, RNA polymerase II-specific. Bases 149 to 799 code for a protein of 216 amino acids. Gene Ontology annotation, cellular component: nucleus. Gene Ontology annotation, biological process: anterior/posterior pattern specification; regulation of transcription by RNA polymerase II; regulation of neurogenesis.
AUACCUCAGCCAAAAAGCUCGCUCAUUCACAUGCUAAUUCUGCUCUAUAAAUAAGAGGAGUGCGCAGCGCGGAGGCCUUAAAGACAGGGCAGAUUUCACACGAGAAACACGAGAGAAAUCGCUGAUUAUAUCAACCAAAUCAAGGGACAUGACUGCCACUACCAUGGCGCACAACGUGGAGAAACUAUCGAGUGCCAAGGAAGAUCGAAAGCUGAGGAAGCCGCUCAUUGAAAGAAAAAGACGUGAAAGAAUAAAUAAUUGCUUGGAUCAACUGAAAGAAACUGUAGUUGGCGCCUUUCGGCUUGAUCAAUCUAAAUUGGAGAAGGCGGACAUUCUUGAAAUGACAGUGAAACACUUGCAAAAUAUACAGAGUAAUAAAUAUGCAGCUGACCCGACCCUGGGACUGGAAGCCCAGCAGAAGUACAGCACGGGCUACAUUCAGUGCAUGCACGAGGUGCAUAACCUGCUACUAACCUGCGAGUGGAUGGACAAGACGUUGGGUUCGCGCCUGCUCAACCACCUGCUCAAGUCCCUUCCGCGGUCCAGCGAAGACGCCUCCCAGCCCGCAGCCGGGUCCGUCACGCCCAUCCCCCACCACGCACACGGGAGCCCGAGGAACGGGAGCUCCAUGCCCUCGAAUAGGGCCUUCAGCAGUGGCGACGUCAAGCCCGGGAGAGAGGUCCAGACAGACAACGUCCAGUUCUUAGCCACCCCCCACGAUAGAGUACUUCUGCUACCAGGAAAUCGGUUAUUUAACAAUCCGCACAUCGCGUCGCUCGACAUGUGGAGGCCGUGGUGAAUUCCUGGAACUCAAAACUCUCUUUUGAUCUAUGCGUAGACUCUUCUCCUUAUGUAUCUUAUAGAUAUGCUUCUCAGAACACUUGUGGGGCAGUACUGUUCCAGAAUAGGUGUACUACAGACACGGGUACUUCCGGCAGAAGUAAACUUCUCGUAGCCUGCAUUGUAGAAGGCUAUUAUUUGUCUAUUUAUUGUAUUAACUCCAUUUAUUUAAUAAGAUAAACUUGCUUUUAGGUUUAUUCAUCACGUAAUGUAGCGUGUGCUUUUCCUUUCUUUGUAUCUAAUGUAAAUGUAUUAACCCAGUAUUAAUAAAAUGUGUUCCACAAUGCAAUGUGAGUUAAAUUA